This is a messenger RNA of Aegilops tauschii subsp. strangulata, 1847 nucleotides long. RefSeq names its product amino acid transporter AVT6C. Gene Ontology annotation, molecular function: L-amino acid transmembrane transporter activity. NCBI's taxonomy places the organism in Eukaryota, Viridiplantae, Streptophyta, Magnoliopsida, Poales, Poaceae. The record is from RefSeq and is a predicted model, not a curated record. Gene Ontology annotation, biological process: amino acid transmembrane transport. Gene Ontology annotation, cellular component: membrane.
GUACGGUCGCCAUCUGGCUCCUGUACCAGACAGGUCCACCACCACCGCAGCGGCAGUAAUCAAGCCGUGGAGCUCCACUCGAUCGACCAUGUCGAUGUGACUCAGCUCUUAUCCCUCGGCAUGCACAGUCACCCCGUCCCUUUCUCACCACUCCUUCAUUCACGCUCUCGAGCCGCCGAUUACAAAUUCGCACCCACUCCGCCGCGGUGCUCUCUCCCUCUCCCUCUUGCUUGUCAAGUCAACCAUGGUGUCCAAGAGCUCGCGCGGCCCCGGCAUGACCGCCGGCGGCAGCGAAGCGGAGGAAGCGCUCCUGCUGCCUGAGCACGAAGUCGGGGACCCGGCGGGAGCGGCUCCGGGCAACGCGUCCGUCCUCGGCGCGGUGUUCAACGUGUCGACGAGCGUGGUGGGCGCCGGGAUCAUGUCGAUCCCGGCGGCCAUGCGGGUGCUCGGCGUGGCCCCGGCCCUGGCGCUCAUCGUCGGCGUCGCGCUCCUCGCCAACGUCGCCGUGGACUUCAUGCUCCGGUACACCCGGGGCACGCCGUCGUACGCGGCGCUGAUGGGCGGCUCCUUCGGCCGCGCCGGCGCCAAGCUGCUCAACGUCUUCAUCGCCUUCAACUGCGUCGGGACCCUCACCGUCUACCUCAUAAUCAUCGGGGACGUGAUGUCCGGCCCCGUGGGCAGCGGGGAGGCGCACGCCGGGGUGCUGCCGGAGUGGUUCGGCCCGCACUGGUGGACCGGCCGGGAUGCGGUGCUGGUGGCGGCCGCGGUGAUUCUCCUGCCUCUUGUGCUCCAGAAGCAUGUAGAUUCGUUGAGGUACACAUCGGCCCUGUCCAUCCUUCUGGCGGCGGUGUUCAUGCUCAUCACGAUGGGGAUCGCGGUGUACACUGUCUUCACCGGCACCGCCAAGAUGCCGCGGAUGCUGCCGGACUUCUCCACGCUCGCAUCCCCGUUCGAGCUCUUCACCGCCGUCCCGGUCAUCGUCGUCGCCUUCACCUUCCACUUCAACGUGCACCCCAUCCGCGCGGAGCUGAGCAAGACGUCGGACAUGAAGUCGGCGGUGCGCAUCUCGCUCGUGCUCUGCGCCGCCAUCUACGCCGCGGUGGGCUUCUUCGGCUUCCUCCUCUUCGGGGACGCCACCAUGCCCGACGUGCUCGCCAACUUCGACCGCAGCUCCGGCUCCGGCGUCCCGCAGGCGCUCAACGACGCCGCGCGCCUCAGCUACGCGCUGCACCUCGUGCUCGUCUUCCCGCUCCUCCACUACUCGCUCCGCGUCAACGUCGACGAGCUGCUCUUCCCGGGCCGCCGCCCGCUGGCCGCCGACACGCGCCGCUUCGUGGCGCUCACGGCCGUGCUCAUGGGGUUGCUCUACGCGCUCGCCAUCGCCAUCCCCAGCAUCUGGACGCUCUUCCAGUACUCGGGCUCCACGUUCGCCGUCUGCAUAUCGCUCAUCUUCCCUGGCGCAAUCGUUCUCAGGGAUGUUCAUGGGAUAGCGAAGAGGAAAGACAAGGCAAUGGCAGCGAUGAUGAUCACUCUGGCAGUGAUCACGAGCAGCAUCGCCAUCGCUUCCAACGUCAUGAGCUCCAUCAAGGGCGAAGUGAAAGGUGUUAGUGCCGGAGCUAGUUAGCAUGUACAGUUUCAUUAUAUAGCUAAAUCAAAAUUCUUUCACCUGCAAAGAUUGUAGCGUUCCUCCGCUUUAGGUUUUGAUCGUGGCAAAUUUGAUACGAGGCAUUGUGUAUGUUGUGUGUAAGCAAAUGGCAGUCGGCCGUUGUUGUAUAAAACAGUUGGGAAGGCAUACAUUUACCUUUGUAUAAAAAAUAUCAGGCGAAGAAAAAGAGCGCCUUUGGUCA